UCGAUUCCCCUCGCUUUAUACCCCCUUCCAUUCCUCACACUACUCCGCCACAUCGCUGAACGCGCAGCAGAGCGACACACUCACAGUUGAAGUGCCAGGAAGGAAGCCAUGACGGAGCUGUUCGACACGGCCGUGACCAGCCUCCUCCACCUGCCGGAGGUGCUGGACCGCCUUGCCGCCGCGGACGGGGAUCGUCGCUCGGCUGGGGACAACGUCCACCACGGCGCGCACGGGCACGGGCACGCCCGCAUCCAUGGCCUCAGCGGCGGCGGCGCACCGGUGGACAUCGUGGAGACCCCCGGCGAGUACACCUUCCUGCUCGACGUCCCCGGUCUCUCCAAGUCCGACAUCCAGGUGACGUUGGAGGAGGACCGGGUGCUGGUGAUGAAGGGCGGCAACGGGAAGCGGAAGCGGGAGGAGGAAGGCGAGGGGUGCAGGUACAUCCGUCUCGAGCGGCGCGCGGCGCCGCGGUCGUUCGUGCGCAAGUUCCGCUUGCCGGAGGACGCGGACACGGGCACGGGCGGCAUCGCGGCGCGCUGCGAGAACGGCGUGCUCACGGUCACCGUCAAGAAGCAGCCGCCGCCGGAGAAGAAUACCAAGUCCGUCCAGGUUACCAUUGCCUGAGGCUCGAGCCGCGGGACGUUGGAGCAAUCAAUCGGUAGUGGCAAUGUAGUCGUAGAAGAAGAAAGUGGGGAGCAGUGGACUGUGAGGGGUAGAACUGUACGUAGAAGGUUGCAUGCUCUGCCCAAUGUAUCCAUGUAGAACAGUAGAAGUCGAUGAUGUGCUUCUUUUGUGAUUUUAGCUACGCUAUGGAGCUAUCCAUGUGCGAAUUACUAUCUGUUAAUUCCCUACUCCUGAAAACUUUUCGUUUGUGUUCCAAA
Molecule: messenger RNA, 881 nt
Organism: Phragmites australis (common reed)
Lineage: Eukaryota; Viridiplantae; Streptophyta; Magnoliopsida; Poales; Poaceae
Product: 18.6 kDa class III heat shock protein-like
Exons: 2
Coding region: 109-624 (171 amino acids)
Biological process (GO): response to salt stress; protein folding; protein complex oligomerization
Source: RefSeq, a predicted model, not a curated record